Molecule: messenger RNA, 1453 nt
Organism: Schizosaccharomyces japonicus yFS275
Lineage: Eukaryota; Fungi; Ascomycota; Schizosaccharomycetes; Schizosaccharomycetales; Schizosaccharomycetaceae
Product: cytochrome b2
Exons: 1
Coding region: 157-1374 (405 amino acids)
Molecular function (GO): oxidoreductase activity; FMN binding
Source: RefSeq, a predicted model, not a curated record
UACACCAACUCAAAUCGUGACAUCACAAGAGUCUUCGAUAUUUAUUAAAUCGAUAUACGAUGCUCAUUCUAUCACCAAAGCUACUUAACCCUUUGCGUUCCUUAUUUCUUUCAUCUUUUUUUUCUAUCAAUAGGUGCAGGACAACGUUAUAAAAAUAUGCCUCAAAAGAGUUCGUACACCGACAUUGACAAGAAGUACCUACCCUGGUCAGUCUACCAGGAGGAGUUGUACGAAAUGGGUCUUCAUGACAAGAAGCCACCAUUCACCACUGUAUUUGACGAAUGGCAGCCCCUUGCAAAGGAACGCUUGUCCGAGACAGCGUACUGCUACGCAGCUGGAUCCGCCGGACGUGAAAGCACUGAGAGACGCAACACUGAAGCUCUCGGCCGGGUGCGUUUUAUUCCUCAUAUGCUCACGCCGAAAGCUUCGACACGGAACUUGGAAAUUGAGCUUUUUGGCGUUAAGUAUCCCACGCCAAUCCUUGUUGCUCCCAUUGGUGUGCAACGUCUGUACCAUUCAGAGGGCGAAGUUGCGGCUGCUAGAGCAGCUAGCAAAUUGGGCAUUCCUUACAUCAUGUCAUCCGCAUCCUCGUCUUCCAUGGAACAAGUAGCCCAGGCUUCUGGCGACGGACCACGUUGGUUCCAGUUGUAUUGGCCUGAGGACCCUAAUGUUACCGUGUCAAUGCUUGAAGCAGCAACGGCUGCGGGUUUUAGAACUCUUGUUGUCACACUGGACACUUGGAACCUCAGUUGGCGUCCUCGCGAUUUGAAGAAUGCUUACGUUCCGUUUUACCAUGGUGUUGGUGAUCAAGUUUGUAACAGUACCGAGGCCUUCUUAGACAAGAUGAGAUCGUUAAAUCUUUCUCCCAAAAGCAACCCUCGUGAAGUUGGCAAGCAUUGGGUGAAGCACAUUUUCCCUGGAUCACAACAUGGUUGGGACGAGAUUAACUUGUUGCGUAGACACUGGAAGGGACCAAUUAUCCUGAAAGGUAUCCAGCAUGUUGACGACGCGAAGAAGGCUGUAGAGUAUGGUCUCGAUGGCAUUAUCGUUUCCAACCAUGGUGGACGUCAAUUCGACGGCGGUAUUGGAUCUAUCGAGGCAUUAGAGCCCAUUGUUGAUGCUGUUGGCGACAAGUUGACUGUGCUCUUUGACUCAGGUGUCCGUUCAGGCGUGGAUGUGAUGCGAGCUCUCGCGCUUGGCGCCAAGGCGGUUCUCAUCGGAAGACCGUUCUUAUGGGGCCUUUCGUUGGCUGGUACUGACGGAGUCGUUCACGUUCUUCGUUGCAUCAUGGCUGACCUUGAUCUUAACAUGGGCUUGGCUGGUUACCACAGCAUCAAAGAGCUCACAAAAAAAGACGUCUACUGGAAGGUCUAGGCUCGCAACUAACCAAUGCCGACACCAUUCAUUUUCGCACCGCUUCCUAGUGAAAGAUCGAUCAAUGCACGUGAGUUGG